Molecule: messenger RNA, 918 nt
Organism: Aureobasidium subglaciale EXF-2481
Lineage: Eukaryota; Fungi; Ascomycota; Dothideomycetes; Dothideales; Saccotheciaceae
Exons: 1
Biological process (GO): peptidyl-serine phosphorylation; autophagy
Cellular component (GO): cytoplasm
Molecular function (GO): ATP binding; protein serine/threonine kinase activity
Source: RefSeq, a predicted model, not a curated record
AUGGACUGCAUCCGGAAACAAUUCGACCAGGACCUCCUUCUGGACGGUCGCUAUCAGACUCUGUCUCCCCUCAACCAUGGCUCCUUUGGUAUGGUCUUCUUGGCCAAGAACGUCAAGACCAACGCUACAGUUGCCAUCAAAUGCAUCGCCAAGGCUUCGGGCUCUGACACUUGCCCUGCUGCCAUCGCUGUCGACGAGCGUUCCGAGGAGUUGGAUAUUCAUUCCCAUCUGGGCUCGCAUCCCAACAUCGUCAGUCUUCUUGAUACCUUCGAGACUGAGCACCACACGUAUCUGGUAAUUGAGUUUUGCCCCAACGGAGAUCUCUACGAGGCCAUUCGUCUCAACAGAGGUCCUCUCGAAACCGAGCACGUUCGCGACUUCAUGAUGCAGUUGAUCUCUGCUGUGGAGUUCAUGCACGCCAAGGGUGUCUACCAUCGCGACAUCAAGCCUGAGAACAUCUUUUUGACUCAGUCGGGCUCGAUGAAGCUUGGUGACUUUGGCCUCGCUACCAGGGACCAGUGGUCCACAGAAUACGCCGUUGGUAGUGACCGCUACAUGGCUCCUGAGCAGUUCUCAGAGACAAGCUAUACCACUGGUUAUUCCCCAGCUGCUGCUGAUGUCUGGGCUAUUGGUAUCUGCUUGUUGAAUGUUCUAUUCUCUCGCAACCCGUUUGCUACUCCUACCCAGUCGGACCCUAUCUUUGACGACUUCGUCAGAGACCGGUAUUCUCUCUUCGAUGUCUUCCCAACCAUGUCUCAGGACACGUUCACCGUUUUGAUGCAAUGCCUUGCUAUCGAUCCUGCCAAGCGCUCGCUGGCUGCUGUCCGCGCCGCCCUCGAAUCAGUCCUCAGCUUCACCACCGAUGAUGAUGCCAUGGAUGACUUCUGUAUCGAGGAGCGCGAUCCCAUCCGUGCUACU